AUGGCAGCGCCGCUCUUCGCGGCAGCCGAGGCGGGAGACGAGGCGGAGGUGCGCCGCCUGCUGGCGGCAGGCGCUCGGGCGGAUCAAGCCGCGGAUCAAGCUGUUGCCUCGGAGGUUGCCGACAGUGUUCGCUGGCUGCCGCUGCACGUAGCGAGCAGCAGCGGCCACGAGGGAGUGGUGAAGCUGCUUCUGGAGGCUGCUCCAGCAACGGCUUUGGUGGCAGACUCCCAGGGACGGACAGCCCUGCACCUUGCCGCGAGAAGCUGGAACGUUCCCAGCUGGUGGCCCCCAGCCGCGACCGUGGCAGUCGUGCGCCUGCUGCUGUCGGCGGCACCCGCCGCAGCCGCAAUGCUCGACGUAAACAAGCAGGCCCCCAUUCACCAUGCCGCCUCCCGCAGCAACACGGCAGCCGUGCAGCUGCUGCUGGAGGCGGCACCAGAGCUGGCUUUUGCACCGCACGCUUUUGGCGAGACGCCUCUGCAGCUUGCGCUGGGUCACGGCUACCAACACACACCAGAGCAUUAUGUGGAGACAGCGCGCUGCCUGGUGCGGGCUGCGCCAGCGGUGCAGCCUUCCCUGGACAUCCUGCUGCACGCUGUGGCAGCCAGCUGA
Messenger RNA from Chlorella variabilis, 612 nucleotides. RefSeq lists its product as hypothetical. NCBI's taxonomy places the organism in Eukaryota, Viridiplantae, Chlorophyta, Trebouxiophyceae, Chlorellales, Chlorellaceae. Gene Ontology annotation, cellular component: cytoplasm. The record is from RefSeq and is a predicted model, not a curated record. The coding region runs from base 1 to 612 and encodes 203 amino acids. The transcript has 2 exons. Gene Ontology annotation, molecular function: protein binding.